AUGGCAGAGACGCGACAGAAGCUGCUGCGCACGGUCAAGAAGGAGGUGAAGCAGAUCAUGGAAGAGGCUGUCACCAGGAAGUUUGUACAUGAAGACAGCAGCCACAUCGUCUCAUUUUGUGCUGCGGUGGAGGCGUGCAUUCUCCAUGGGCUUAAGCGGCGAGCGGCGGGAUUCCUGCGUAGCAACAAGAUAGCAGCGCUCUUCAUGAAGGUGGGGAAGAGCUUCGCCCCGGCAGAGGAGCUGUGCAGAAAGGCUCAGGAGCUGGAACAGAAUACGGAGAGCAAACGGAACCAAAGUUUGCCCAACCAGGAUAGCUUACGGAUACUGUCCAGGCUGCCCAGCCUCAGCCCGCAGGUGGUCAGAAACCUUUGGAUCCGCACGGCCCUCAUCGAGAAGGUGCUGGACAAGAUCGUGCUCUACCUCGUGGAGAACAGCAGUAAAUUCUAUGAAAAAGAGGCUAUUCUGAUGGAUCCGGUGGACGGACCCAUUCUGGCCUCUUUGUUAGUGGGGCCCUGUGCCUUGGAGUACACAAAGAUGAAGACGGCGGACCACUUCUGGACAGACCCCUCGGCCGAUGAGCUGGUCCAGAGACACCGCAUCCACAGUGGCCACUGCAGACAGGACUCCCCCACAAAGAGGCCUGCUCUCUGUAUCCAGAAGAGGCAUUCCAGUAACAGCAUGGAGGAGCGGCCCUCACCUUCAGCGCGGGACUACGUGGAGUCCCUGCACCAGAACAACAGAGCCACCCUGCUGUUUGGAAAGAACAACGUGCUGGUGCAGCCGAGGGAUGACAUGGAGGCUAUUCCAGGAUACCUGUCUCUCCACCAGACCGCUCACAUCAUGACGCUGAAGUGGACGCCCAAUCAGCUGAUGAACGGCUCUGUGGGAGACCUGGACUAUGAGCACAGUGUGUACUGGGACUACGCUAUGACCAUACGUCUGGAGGAGAUUGUUUAUUUGCACUGUCAUCAGCAGGUGGACACCGGGGGCACGGUGGUGCUGGUGAGCCAGGACGGCAUCCAGAGACCCCCGCUGCGCUUCCCCAGAGGGGGGCACUUGCUCCAGUUCCUCUCCUGCCUGGAGAACGGCCUCCUGCCCCACGGCCAGCUCGACCCUCCGCUCUGGUCCCAGAGGGGAAAGGGGAAAGUGUUCCCUAAACUGAGAAACAGGUGUUCACAGGGAUCCUCGGACUCCGUGUCUGAUAAGGAGGAGGACGAGGCCACGGACUAUGUCUUCCGCAUCCUGUUCCCCAACAGCCAAUCAGAGUUUGUGGCCCCAGAGCUGAUGGACCAGGAGGCCAACAUCUGGCAGCCCACAACCAGGAAAUCCUCCUGCUCGUCCUGUACCCAGUGCAGCUUCUCAGACGGAGGGCCUCCCAAUGGGUGCAACCAUGAAAGAGCCCCUUUGAAGCUGCUGUGUGACCAAAUGAAGUAUCAGAUCAUCUCCCGGGCUUUCUAUGGCUGGCUGGCUUAUUGUCGUCACCUGUCCACCGUACGUACACACCUCUCGGCACUGGUCAACCACACUAUCGUGACGCCCGACGCGCCCGGCGAUGCCUUAGGGGGCCUCACUGCUGAGGUGUGGCAGAGGUUCCUUCAGGACUGCACCGCCUAUAAGGAGCAGGAGCUGUUGCGCCUGGUCUACUUUGGUGGUGUUGACCCUUCACUGCGUAAGGAGGUGUGGCCCUUCCUCCUGGGCCACUAUCAGUUUGGCAUGUCUGAGGCUGACAGGAAAGAGGUGGAUGAGCAGGUGCGGGCGUGCUACGAGCAGACCAUGAGCGAGUGGCUGGGCUGCGAGGCCAUUGUGCGGCAGCGGGAGAAGGAGCAGCAUGCUGCGGCACUGGCUAAAUGUUCGUCCAUCUCAGCCAGUGUGGAUAAUCCAAGCACUGUGCAGAGGAUGAUGCACCGUGACUCCAGCGUCAGCAAUGAGUCCUCCCAGAGCUGCAGCUCAGACAGACAGAGCCUGGCUCGCUUGCAGAGUGACUCUGACAGCAGUACCCAGGUGUUUGAGUCUGUGGAGGAAGUGGAACAGAUCGAGACAGAGCCCAAGAGCGAGGAGGCCAAGCCGGUUCCCAAGAUCCCCAAUGGAGGAGGCCUGCCCAACGUGGCCAGCUCCCCAGACUCGGGGCAUCCCUCCUCUCGCAACUUCUCUGUCACCUCGUGCAUGUCGGACCACUCUCUGAGCACAGAGGACAGCACUGUGCCUGACACCAACCCCAAAACCACCAUCAGUACUCCUCCACAGCUGGCCCCAGCCCAACAGAUCCCAGUCAAAGCCCAUCAGGAAGAGUUGGAAGCAGAUGACCCAAAUGUCCAACCCCUGGCCCUGCAGGAUGAGAAGGACCUCCAGGCCAAGGACGGGCCAGAUAAGGAGGAAAAAGAGAAGGAAGAGAGUGUGACUGAAGUGGCCCAAGAUACUGAGGACACCCAGACAGAAGAUCCAGAGGUAAAAAUGGGAAAAAAUCCAGAGACAGCGGAGGACAAGGCAGCAGACCCAGCUGAGCUAGAGAGCCUGAAAAUAGAAGAAGAGAAGACUUCCAUGACUCUAUCUAAUGAGAAAGAUGAGGUAAGGACCUCUGAAAAGGAAGACAGCAAGUUACCAAAAGCAGAAGUGGAUGCUGUAAAAGAAACAGUGGAGUCCAAAACAAGGGAGGCUAAAGAGCCUGAUGCAGAAGUGAUGAAAAUGUUGGAUGGAGAGCCAACCAUGCAAGUACACACAGAGGAGAUGCAGUCACUGGAACCUGGGGAGACAGGAGAAACAAAGGAGAACAAAGGACCAGAACCAGAGUCUGUAGAUCCAGAAGAGAAUAAGACAUCCCAAGCAAACCAUAGAGAGCCAAAAGGGGAGAAUACAUUGAUAUCAACGGUGACUGCAGAAGCAAUGGAAGACACAGCAUCAGAACUGGAUGAUGAAAGAACUUCAGACACAGGGUCUGGAGAAACAAAGAGUGCUGAAACAACGGAAGUAAAGGAAGCCAACGCAACAAAUGUAGAAAAGACAGAAACUGAGAAGGAAGUAGAAGCCAAUCAGACUUUUAAAUCUGAAGAGGUAGUUGAAACAAAGGUGUAUAAGACAGUUUCACCAGAAGAGGUUGCAGAGGCAAAAGUGGAGGAGAUAAAAAAAUCAGAGGAAGUGGGAAAAAGAGAGGAGGAGACCAUACUAUCUGAGGCCAAGCUGCCAGAGUCAAAGAAGAAUAAAAGCCCUGUUGCAGAGACCAGGGUGGGAAGAGCAAUGGAUAGCACCACCAAGCUCGAAGAGGCUCUGGCCACCACAGAAUCUGACGAGUCCCCUUCAGCCAUUGAGAUGGAGGAGAUUUCCUCAGCUAAAUUCUCCAUGGCCCUACCGUGGGACAGGAAGGGCCUGUGUGAAAGCUCCGGGGUCGGGGCUGCUCUCUCUGAGGGCUCAGUUCACCAUCUGGAGCUCCGUUUGGAGGAGAAGGAGAAGUGCAAGCCCAGCCCUGAGGGCACAGAGUCCAUCAUGUCUGAGGAGCCUGAGAUGGAGAGCCUCUUCCCUAAAUUUGAAUUCCUGACCGUGGGAGGAGAGCUGAAAAUCUCUCCAGUGCCAUCCAUCGGAACCACCUACUCUCAAGAGCUUUUGGACAUGUACACGAUCAACCUGCAUCGCAUUGAGAAGGAUGUCCAACGGUGUGACAGAAACUACUGGUACUUUACCCCUGCCAACCUGGAGAAACUGCGCAACAUCAUGUGCAGCUAUAUCUGGCAGCACCUGGAGAUUGGCUAUGUGCAGGGCAUGUGUGACCUGCUAGCUCCCCUCCUUGUCAUUAUGGAUGAUGAGGCCAUGGCCUUUAGCUGUUUCACUGAGCUCAUGAAGAGGAUGAAUCAGAACUUCCCCCACGGCGGGGCCAUGGAUACUCACUUUGCCAACAUGCGCUCUCUCAUCCAGAUACUGGAUUCGGAGAUCUUUGAGCUCAUGCACCAAAAUGGCGACUACACCCACUUCUACUUCUGCUACCGAUGGUUCCUUCUAGACUUAAAGCGUGAGCUGGUGUAUGACGAUGUGUUUGCGGUAUGGGAGACCAUCUGGGCAGCGAAGGACACCUCCUCUGGCCACUUUGUCCUCUUCAUCGCACUGGCACUAGUGGAGGUCUACCGGGACAUCAUUCUGGAGAACAACAUGGACUUCACCGACAUCAUAAAGUUUUUCAACGAAAUGGCUGAGCAUCACAACAUCAAGCAGAUCCUGACUCUGGCCCGGGACCUGGUGUGCAAGGUGCAGACUCUCAUUGAGAACAAGUGA
This is a messenger RNA of Salvelinus namaycush (lake trout), 4257 nucleotides long. RefSeq names its product small G protein signaling modulator 1-like. Gene Ontology annotation, biological process: activation of GTPase activity. Gene Ontology annotation, molecular function: GTPase activator activity. The coding region runs from base 1 to 4257 and encodes 1418 amino acids. Lineage: Eukaryota; Metazoa; Chordata; Actinopteri; Salmoniformes; Salmonidae. The record is from RefSeq and is a predicted model, not a curated record. The transcript has 25 exons.